AUGCAGGCGCUUGUUGGUUUUGCUCAAAUUACCGUUUACUAUCAGCAAGGUCAACAGCCGUUGGCGAGCGGGACAUCGAGUGCAACUUCAGCGAACUACACCGGCGCCGCAGCAUACAAUCCUACUGUUCUCAAUCCACCUGACCCGCCAAACCCUGCUAUUACCACCAACUUUGCUAUCCAGCUGCAGAAUGGAGGAAUGCCAGGAGCGUCAAUACCGCAGACCGGCUCAUUUUUUGGAUUUUCUAUAGAAAUGUCUGUUGUCAACCAAGUUUGUGAAACUGUCCUUCAAGUUCCGUUUCUCAAUCUGAUGGCCAACCUCGCACAGCGUGUGGGUCGGGUAAAUAUCCGUGUCGGAGGAAACACACAAGAGACUGCUGUUCUCGUCCCAAGCACCCCGGACGGCAAGAUCCUCGAGAAGGAUAUCACCGGCGCAUCAAACCCAACACAAACGCCACCGUUAAUCUUUACGCCAGAUCUCAUUUAUAUGAUGGGGAACAUCUCAGCUCUCGUCGAUAUUCGAUGGUAUCUUGGUAUACCCUUCAACGAUACCUCGAACUUUCGCCUUGGAAUCGCCGAGUUAGGGGAGGCGGUUUUGGGCGACCAUCUUGUUGGAUUGCAAGUAGGAAAUGAGCCAGAUUUGUAUGUUGCGCACGGUCAUCGUCCAUCGACCUACGGUCCCUACGAUUAUGCAGGAGAAUUCAGCACACUUGUAGAAGCGGUGGCAAAUGACAGCAAUAUUCCGAGCAAGAAUCUUCUCAUUGGUCCGAACAUUGCAAGAAUAGCUUGGACCCCAGAGAUGGUAUGGAACACAGGCUUCGUCGACAAGUUCAGCACCAAUCUCGCAUUCCUCGCUGUGGAACACUAUCCCACCGACAAUUGCUAUGCGCAAUUCGGACUUGGCAGCCCUCACGACCCUCAAGCUCUUUUUCCAACAUAUCUGAAUCACGGGGCAGGGCAGGCCGUCGUCGCACCGUAUUUGAAUUCGACCGCUUUCGCUCAAACAAAAGGAAAGCAACUGUUGAUGUUUGAAACCAACACGGCGUCUUGUGGCGGUUUUGCUGGUAUCAGCGACUCUUUUGGUGCAGCUCUAUGGGGCCUUGAUUAUGGCAUGCAGAUGGCGAACUCAAAUUUCUCCGGCGCUCUAUUCCACGUUGGUGGUCAGAGCGUAUUCUACAACGUAAGACUUCCACCCCCAACUAAUCAAUCGACCUUCCAUCAAUGGACGAUCGGACCCAUCUACUACUCCGCACUCGUUAUGGCGGAGGCCCUCGGGCCUACGAAUUCCUCUCAAGUCCUUGACCUUGUGGCCAAUAGCAAUAACACGUUGACUCCCGCUUAUGCAAUCUAUGAGAAUGGAAAUCCCGUUAGGGUACUUUUAUUCAACUACAUCACCGAUCCUUCAGGCGCGAACACUAUCACGGUGAACAUCGCUAUUGGAGGUGGUCAAACGGGUCAGGCGAAUGCAACCCCUUCACACGUUCAAGUGAAGUAUCUUCUUGCUCCAUCGGUAUCAACAAAGGGUAACUUUACAUGGGCGGGCCAGACCUUCGGAGCUAAUUUCGAAUCCGACGGCCGCCCACAAGGCACCCUGGACGUACAAACUGAGCAAUGCGAUCAGACGGCGAAUACAUGUGCCGUUACAGUCCCCGCACCGGGCGUAGCUCUCGUUUUCCUCUCCCAUGCCGCUCUGACGGAGGUUACCGACGCCGCUCCGUCCACCACAUUCUCUACUACAUUUUUAACAAAAACAGUAAAUACCCUCACUAUAGAUCCGUCAGUGUUGGCGACGUCCAACGGACAUGCGGCGAUGCAUGCCAACAAGGAUAAUCUUGGAAGCACGAGUAAGGGGAGUAUUAGUGCAGCGGAGGUGACUGGGAGAUUAGAGGGCGGUGCUUUGGUAUUGUCAGCGAUUGUUUUCGGAGCUUUGAUGGUGGGAAGAGGGUUGGUUAUGUGGUGA
Molecule: messenger RNA, 1959 nt
Organism: Laccaria bicolor S238N-H82
Lineage: Eukaryota; Fungi; Basidiomycota; Agaricomycetes; Agaricales; Hydnangiaceae
Product: glycoside hydrolase family 79 protein
Exons: 7
Coding region: 1-1959 (652 amino acids)
Source: RefSeq, a predicted model, not a curated record